Molecule: messenger RNA, 622 nt
Organism: Cyprinus carpio (common carp)
Lineage: Eukaryota; Metazoa; Chordata; Actinopteri; Cypriniformes; Cyprinidae
Product: transmembrane protein 42-like
Source: RefSeq, a predicted model, not a curated record
CAAAGUCCCGCCCAUCUACGUUAAUAACUAACACCGUGUCACGCGGAUAUUGCUCUACCUGUUUGAUUUAUUUCUGUGAUGCACAGUAGGAAGUUUCAUUAUCAUUUUAUAUCUUAAAAUGUAAAAUAUGGGGGUAAAAUAAUACUGUUAUCACAGUGGAGACUAAAUUGUGACUCAUUCGGACAGAGUAGGGAUUAUGUUACCAGGCGUGUUUUAUGCGUUAAUGGCUGGAUUUCUAGCAGCUUUAGCAUCAACUUCUGCUAAGUUGUCCCUAGGUGCUGAUUACCUGAAAGAUGUGUGUGAAACAGGGCUAAAGGUCUGGACAGAUGGACAGGAAAACACUGAUGGAGUUAAUACCACAACUUGUGACUGGUUACAUAUCCCCCUGCGGCUGCUUUGUGGUGGUCUUCUGUUCACCUGCAAUGCUGUGAUGUGGACCUUCUUCGCCAAAGCACUCAGGCACUCGUCUUCCUCUGCCCGGGCCACUGUGACCACCACUGCCUCAAAUUUUAUCUCCUCUGCUUUCCUUGGACAUGUGAUCUUUGGUGAAACUCAUGCCACGCUGUGGUGGUGUUUUUGUAUUUUUUUGACUGUGGGGGGUUUUUUUGUUUUGUGUGUAUAA